Molecule: messenger RNA, 1320 nt
Organism: Didymodactylos carnosus
Lineage: Eukaryota; Metazoa; Rotifera; Eurotatoria; Philodinida; Philodinidae
Source: the annotation of a GenBank genome assembly
AUGAACAGUAGCAGCACAUCUAUUGGCUCAUUUUCAACGUCAGGAAACACCGCUGGGCGUCAUAUCCAAUCAAAUGAUGAUUCAGCAGCAGAACUUCGACUAUUACUUACACGAUAUUAUUAUCCAUUUCUUAUUGUAUGGGGUACUGUUGGAAACGUUUUAUGUUUGAAAAUAUUAUUGCGAAAAAAAUUUUUGAAAAAUUCUACCUGUCAAUAUUUAGCCGUGUUGGCCGUUAUUGAUAUUUUAUUUAUUUAUACUAGAUCAUCACGUUAUUUAUAUCGAUACUUUUUUAACGUUGAUUUACGAAAUACAUCGAAAUGGAUAUGUCGAAUAUUUAUCUUUUUCAGUUCAGCUCUAUCUCACAUUGCUUCAUGGAUAUUGGUUAUUGUUAGUUUUGAUCGAUAUUUUAUUAUUACAAAUCGAUAUCGCAGACGAUCGGUUGAUUGUAGAGUCGUGUUAUCCACAAUAAUUUUGAUAAUUGUUGUUUGCUUAUUUAAUGGACACUAUUUUUUUAUACUAGGUACAAUGAUGACAUUUCCACAAACUGACCGGUCUAAACUUAACCUACUAAAUAUGACUACCAAUUCAUUAUCCUUAACGUUAUUAGAUUCCAGUUCACGUGAAGAUCUUUCUUCACCUUCACCGUUACCGCAACUAAUCGUACCACGUAAAAAUGAUACACGUUUCGUUUGUAUUGCUCGUGAAAAUUUUGAUCAUUUUUUUCGUCUCUACAUCCCUAUAUUUGAUAUUUUACUCGUAGCUGUUAUUCCAUUACUCCUGUUAUGUUGCUCAAACAUUGGUAUUAUUAUAUUUACGAUGACAACAAACAAAGCAUUACAACGUGGUGGAAUUAUAAGAAAACGGUCACAUCGCAGACAUCAACGUUUAACCGUAAUGUUGCUGUCCGUCACCUGUGCAUUUCUAUGCCUGACAUGUCCAUCUGUUAUCUACAUUUGUGUCAAUAAAAUAAUGUACAGUGGUGGUUCAACGCAAAAAAUGAUGCCUGCCAUAAAAUUGUUAACUGUUGAUAUACUCGAAAGUCUAUGGUAUACAAAACAUGCCAUUAAUUUUAUUUUGUAUACCCUAAGUGGUUCAGAUUUUCGUCGUGAAUUUUUGAAAUUAUUUCAAUGUCAGUGUUUUAAACGUCCAACACUAUUAGCAAGAUUAGUUAAACAAGAAGUAUCAGUGUCUACCGCUCCACCACCGUCACCAUUACCAACAACUGUCAAACUAGACGGACCGAAGACACUGAUCACAUCUAUAGCAAAAAGCUCAUCUUAUCAACUUGCAUCGAGCUAUAGCAACGAGAAACCAAUGUAA